AUGAUUGAUGCUGGGACUCCGAAAAUCCAGCGCGCAGUUGACACAGGUGAUGAUCUGCCUGCGCUGUGGGCUCGCCGCCGUCAAGUCGCAGUUCCGCCAUUGCCCGAACAUGACCUUGGAGUUUCCAGCAAUUCUUUGGAGAGGAUGUUGCAACCACGAGCUGCAGCGCGGCUGUUGGAAAUGGUUCUUCGAAAACCUUUGCUGAAACGCUGCAGCUAUGGCUUCUGCACCUGGCGCUGCGCAGUUGUGCGGCAAGCCACAGUGACAAAAACGCUUGUGCUGUCUCCAUGUAACUUACUGGCUGAGGUGCUUCGCCAUGUUUUCCACCUCCGAAAAGCUCAAAGAUUCCAAGAAUGGCGUGCCACCGCGGCCUGGCUGGCCGUGCGGCAGCAGCAGGAUGACUUCAGAGCAGAGUUGCGGGCAAUUGCAGAUCAGGAUGCCGCGGUGUCAACGCAGCUGAUGGCUUGUGCUGAGGGAGCUGCCGCCAGAGCCAGGAGCAGUGGCUUCCGCGCCGCCGGCGCAGUGUUGGGUCGCCUUGCGAGCGUCAGGAUGUCCGCGGCGGUGGAGCGAUGGAAGGCAUUUGGCCAAGAAGUUGCAGUGCGCAAGAGGUUCCAAGGCCUUCAAACUGCAGCUGUCCGUUGCCUGCAGCAUGUGGUGCGUGCUCGUAUGGGCUGGGCGUGGGCUAGAUGGCAUUGUGCCAAGUGGCCAAGGUCAAGAAGUGGGCACCGCGAAACACCCGUGAAAGAGGUGCCUGGCAGCUUCUUAGCUGCACGUUCCCUGCCUUUCUGCCCAUUGGCUGCACGUGCUGAACAGCUGCUACGGCUGAAAGUCCGCCUGGCGUGGCAUCUACUGGCCGCUGCCCAAGUGGUCCUGCGUGCCACUGGUGUACGAUUGAAGGUGGAGACCAUGGACUAUGGCCGGAGCUAUGAGAGAACUCACGGCAGGGGAUUGGUGGGCUUAAGCGUCCCUGUGAGUGAGAAACACUUGGAUGCCAUCCAGCGCCUCGGCACAGUGCUGAAAGGUCCGAUCGAAAUUGACCCCAAGACCCCCUUGCUGGAGCUGCGGGGUCGACGCUUCACUUCGGCCAACCAGGCCCUCCGGAAGAUUUUCCAACUCUACGCCAACGUGAGGCCCUGCAGAUUUCUGGAGGGCGUGAAGGGCGUGAAGAGCGUGAAGGCCGCCUUUCCGGAUACCAACCUG
This is a messenger RNA of Cladocopium goreaui, 1200 nucleotides long. Lineage: Eukaryota; Dinophyceae; Suessiales; Symbiodiniaceae. The record is from the annotation of a GenBank genome assembly.